This is a messenger RNA of Zygosaccharomyces rouxii, 696 nucleotides long. RefSeq names its product Sop4p (gene SOP4). Lineage: Eukaryota; Fungi; Ascomycota; Saccharomycetes; Saccharomycetales; Saccharomycetaceae. The record is from RefSeq and is a predicted model, not a curated record. The transcript has a single exon. The coding region runs from base 1 to 696 and encodes 231 amino acids.
AUGCAAUUGGUCUUCCUAGCAACUCUGCUAUGUGGUAUUCUUUCAACGGUAUCUGCUUUUACCGUUAGAGGUCGUUUCGACGCUAAUGUACUUAAUAUUACGGGAGUUACUUGGUCAAAGACAUUCUUUAAAUUGUAUCAGGUGGGUAAUUAUUCAGGUGUACCAUAUCAUGCAAAAGCACAAUUGAAGAACGAGCAUGGUGAUUUUGAGUUCCAGAAUGUACCUGUAAAUCCAGGUUCUAAUGCAACAACUUAUUUCGUACUAUAUUCCGGUUCAAUUGAUUUUAAUUUAAAACCUAAUAGAAUAUUAGUCGAAUUAAUUAAUAAGGAUGAUGAUGUGGAAUCCGUGGAAAUUAAUGCCUAUAGAAAUAUAUUUGGUAAAGAGUACUUCCCUUCACCAGAUAUUGUACAUCCAGAAGAAUUAGAGCCAAUAGAAACUGAUCCCUUUAUUCCUAUUACUUUAGUGCAAAUGGCGCCUAUAAGAGCUUAUUAUGAGGAGAGAAAUACUGGGAUGCUACAAGGUGGACCUCUAGCGACACUUUUAGAUGCUAGAUGGAAGCAAGCUGGUUGGAUUACUUUAAUAAUAUUGAUGGUAUUACCAGUAGUAUUAGAAAAAUUAGAUCCAGAAACUGCAAAGGCUGUGAAUGAAGAAAAAUUAAGAAAACAGAGGGAAAUGUAUCAAAUUAAGCAAGAAUAG